Molecule: messenger RNA, 1206 nt
Organism: Fonsecaea multimorphosa CBS 102226
Lineage: Eukaryota; Fungi; Ascomycota; Eurotiomycetes; Chaetothyriales; Herpotrichiellaceae
Exons: 4
Coding region: 1-1206 (401 amino acids)
Biological process (GO): proteolysis
Molecular function (GO): aspartic-type endopeptidase activity
Source: RefSeq, a predicted model, not a curated record
AUGCUUUCUUUCACAGUUUUGCUGGCAGCUUCCGCCUUGACGAGCGUGACGCUUGCGAAGCCCAUCCCUGUCCCACAGGUCGAAACCAAGAAAGGUUUCACCCUUGUGCAGAGUGUUGCAAAGCCAUUCCAGGCUGGUCCUGUGCUUUUGCAAAAGACCUACCUCAAAUACAAUAGUCCCGUCCCCGCCGAUGUCAAAGCUGCCGCCGCGGAUGGCUCUGUCACUGCCACUCCGGAGCAAUACGAUGCCGAAUACCUUUGCCCUGUCAGCAUUGGAGGCCAAACAUUGAACCUCGACUUUGAUACUGGAUCCUCAGAUCUGUGGGUCUUCUCGUCCGAAUUGUCCAGCUCCGAGCGCUCUGGACACAGCAUCUACAAUCCGUCUCAGUCCUCGACGGCUAAGCAGCUUAGCGGAGCCACCUGGAAGAUCUCCUAUGGCGAUGGAUCGAGCGCGAGCGGCAAUGUCUACACUGACACUGUCGACGUUGGUGGCACCACUGUCACUGGACAAGCGGUUGAACUUGCCGAACAGAUCAGUUCACAGUUCGAGCAGGACACAGACAGCGACGGCCUGCUUGGUCUGGCAUUCAGCUCCAUUAACACCGUCACACCCCAGCAGCAAACCACCUUCUUCCAGACUGCCAUCAACGAAGGAGUUCUUGAGCAAAAUGUCUUCACGGCGGACUUGAAGAAGGGCGCCCCUGGUUCGUACGACUUUGGCUUCAUUGAUAGCAGCAAAUACACGGGCGACAUCACCUACACACCAGUGGACAACUCGAAUGGUUUCUGGGAGAUCACCGGUACCGGCUACCAGGUCGGCAAUGGGAAAUUCCAGUCGGCAAGCAUUGAUGCCAUCGCUGACACUGGCACCACCCUCCUUCUUAUGGAUGAUGACAUUGUUUCCGCCUACUACGACCAGGUUGACGGUGCCGAGUACGACAACUCCCAGGGCGGUUACACUUUCGACUGUUCUGCUGAUCUACCCGACUUCGCUGUCGGUAUCGGCAGCUAUCACGCUGUCAUUCCAGGGUCGUUCAUGAACUACUCCCCUGUUUCCGACGGUUCUUCCACUUGUUUCGGUGGGCUUCAGAGCAACGAGGGCAUCGGCCAGUCUAUUUAUGGUGAUAUUUUCCUCAAGGCCGUGUUCGCUGUGUUUGAUAACGACAACCUGCAAUUUGGCGUUGCGGCGAAGGACCUCUCAAGUUGA